UGUCGUCGUGUUUAUUUUGUUUUUAACACUUAUGUUUUAUCUUUUUCUUUUGUCCUCCACAAAGUCAGCUCCUACCCAGGACACCAUAGAGCAGGCGUGUCAAACUCCAGUCCUGGAGGGCCGCAGUGUCUGCAGAGUGAAGCACAACAGGAGGCCCGCUCCUACUUGAGCGAGGAGAUGAUCGCUGAAUUCAAAGCUGCCUUCGACAUGUUCGACACUGACGGUGGCGGUGACAUCAGCACCAAGGAGUUGGGCACCGUGAUGAGGAUGCUGGGCCAGAACCCAACAAGAGAGGAGCUGGAUGAAAUCAUCGAGGAGGUUGAUGAGGAUGGCAGCGGCACCAUCGACUUUGAGGAGUUCUUGGUCAUGAUGGUCAGACAGCUGAAGGAGGACCAGGCUGGAAAGAGUGAAGAGGAGCUGGCUGAGUGCUUCCGCGUGUUUGACAAGAACGCCGACGGCUACAUCGACAGGGAGGAGUUCGCGCUGAUCAUCCGCAGCACGGGGGAGAACAUCUCCGAGGAGGAGAUCGACGAGCUGCUGAGGGACGGGGACAAGAACGCCGACGGCAUGCUGGACUUUGACGAAUUCCUUAAGAUGAUGGAAAAUGUGCAGUAAAGCAGGGACUCCAGGACAUUCCUCCUCCCCCAUGACCUCCAGCCCCUUCUGGCCCCUUAUCCUCCUCCGUUCCACCACCCCCGUCUUUACAGAACUCAGCCUCUUUGACAGACAGACUCCUGGCCCGAGGGGCAAGUGGCUUUUUUGCCCUCUUCUCUCUCACCAGUAUGAAGCCACGUCCAGAACAGACCUCUGCAUCGUGAUCACGGUCUAAAUUCUAACGCUGGGAAGGAGUGCAGUUCCGUUGUCUGCCACGGGGGGGCACAAAUCACGAUCCCAAAGCACAACAACCAGUGUUCCCCUCCACUCCCCCUAGCGGUGCCAUGCAGUUCAGCAGUUAGACUUUCACGCAUUCUAGUUCACACCAAGUCGCCAUGGAGACUGCACAUGAACAAAGGUGUAAUAAAUCAAUGGAAAAAAGAAAAGAAAAAAAGUCUGCCUUGUGUUUUGGUUGGUCUAGAAUUUCAUUGACUGUAUAUUGAUAAAGAAAAAAAUAAUAAAAUAACUUUUUUUCCCUUUUC
Messenger RNA from Conger conger (European conger), 1136 nucleotides. RefSeq names its product troponin C, skeletal muscle-like. The transcript has 6 exons. The record is from RefSeq and is a predicted model, not a curated record. NCBI's taxonomy places the organism in Eukaryota, Metazoa, Chordata, Actinopteri, Anguilliformes, Congridae. Gene Ontology annotation, molecular function: calcium ion binding; enzyme regulator activity. Bases 178 to 615 code for a protein of 145 amino acids.